AUGAAUGUACAAGCAAUGCAGAGCACUCAGUCAAAUGAUAAAUUCGUUGGUAGAACAUCACGCUCACGAACAGUGACCAAACCAUUAUCCGCGAUUGAAACACGUCGUUUAGAAUAUGUUUUUCAGAACGCACCUUCCAAACGCGCUACCAGCUGGAACCCUGCGCAAAGCGAUGGCGAUGUGAUUAAUAUCAAAAAUUUGCUCCGUCUGAAUUCCGUUCAAUCUCAAAAUCGUCAUGGAAGUGAGAAUUUCGUGGGCGAUGAUCGUAUUGUGAUUAAUGUUUGUGGUGAUCGAUACGAAACUCAUCGAACAACAUUAGAAUUGUUUCCUGAUACGUUACUAGGAAGUUCACGGCGACGAAAGUACUACGAUCAAAAGCGGAAAGAAUACUUUUUCGACCGGCAUCGUGGAUGUUUUCAAGCAAUACUUUAUUAUUAUCAAUCAAAUGGCCGGCUGAGACGACCAGAUUUCAUUCCGCUGGAUAUAUUUCUUGAAGAAAUAACGUUUUUUCAACUGGGACCAGAAGCGCUAAAACAAAUACGAAAAGAUGAAAAUAUCAAAGAAGUGAAAAAAAUUCGUUUGCCCAAAAAUCGUCUGCGAAGAUCGAUAUGGAUAACAAUGGAAUAUCCUGAUUACUCAUUCUUGGCCAAAGUCGUCAACAUUAUCUCAUUAAGCAUGGUGCUUAUCUCAACCAUCACUUUAGCAAUCGAAUCUUUGCCUCAAUACUCCGAUUUGGAUGAUUUCGAUUGCGAAAAACUAUCGUAUUCGACUACAACGGAGCCUUCAACAAACACAACAACACUGGGAACAACGCCAGAACUGCUGUAUGUUUGCCAGUGGUACUAUUCUUCACCGUUUUUCAUUGUUCAAGUUAUUUGUGUAGGAUAUUUCACAAUAGAAUUACUUAUCCGAACGUUAUGCACACCAUCGAUACUCGACUUUGUUAAAGAUGUUAUGAAUUGGAUUGAUCUUUUAGCAGUUAUUCCGUUUUAUAUCUCAUUAGGAAUUCGUUUAUCAGGUCGAGAUGAUGAAAUCAAUUCGAACACGUACGUCGGUCUUCGACUGCUACGUGUACUUCGUCUGGCACGUGUUUUUAAGUUUUUUCGAGUGUUUAAAAGUAUCAAAUCUUUGCGCGCAUUGGCAACGACAGUCCGAGAAUCAUUACUGGACUUUUUAAUCAUGAUUAUUAUUUUAACGUUACUUGGCUUUCUGUUUGGUGCAGCUGCAUAUUAUGCUGAAAACGAUACGAAUGCAGUGGCGUUUGAUUCGAUUCUCAAGGGAACUUAUUGGGGAAUUAUUUCCAUCACUAGUGUCGGGUACGGUGAUAUAGCACCAAUAACACCAAUUGGACGAGUUAUUGCUUGUUUCUGUGCGUUAUUUGGUGCGGCAACAAUUGGCAUGUUGGUGUCAGUCCUGGUCGAUCGCUAUCAACGUGUUUAUGUACGAAAACUAUACAGUCAAGAAGAAGAAAUUGAUUUCAGUGACUAUAUGGAUAAUGAAAACAAUGAUCUGGAGUCAAAAGACCAUCAUUAUACGUCAGGACUUCGUCGAAAUUCAAAAAUUGAGGAUCCCGAUGCACGUGCGCAAGAGAGCGCAAAGAAUGCAAGUAGUGCUUUACCAAGUCCUCAAACAUCGAAUUCGUCAUUGGAAGACGAGAACAAUAUGCAAGAUGAUAAUACCGGUCGAAUUCAAUUCAUUAUUCGUUAUGUUGAAAAUGAAGAUAAACAAAAAUCACCUUGUGAGUCAAUGGACGAAACUGAAUUGGGAACAACAGCUAAACAAACGAAUGUUGACAAAGAAGAUUUCAAAUCAUUAGGAGAGGAAGAAAUUAGUCGAAGGGUGACUUUCAGUGGUUGUUAG
Molecule: messenger RNA, 1860 nt
Organism: Adineta ricciae
Lineage: Eukaryota; Metazoa; Rotifera; Eurotatoria; Adinetida; Adinetidae
Source: the annotation of a GenBank genome assembly